Molecule: messenger RNA, 3039 nt
Organism: Chanos chanos (milkfish)
Lineage: Eukaryota; Metazoa; Chordata; Actinopteri; Gonorynchiformes; Chanidae
Gene: abtb3b
Product: BTB (POZ) domain containing 11b
Exons: 17
Coding region: 1-3039 (1012 amino acids)
Cellular component (GO): nucleosome
Molecular function (GO): structural constituent of chromatin; protein heterodimerization activity; DNA binding
Source: RefSeq, a predicted model, not a curated record
AUGGCAAAAAGGGGUAAAUCUGUUGUCAGGACACUGGAGGAUUUGACGCUUGAUUCGGGAUACGGUGGAGCAGCUGACUCCUUCAGGUCGUCAAGCUUGUCGCUGUGCUGUUCCGAGGCACACAUACCAUACGCGCAUGGGGGGAACUGUUGGCAUCUAACCGACUCCAUGCACAGUCGACACAACAGCUUGGACACUGUCAACACAGUACUGGUCGAAGACAGCGAGACCCUGGAGUGCUCCGGACACUGUGCAAAACUUCCCGAGCUAGAGGAUGUGCCUUGGAGUCUCGGGGAGUUGGAAACGGCUCUUAAUAAGGAGGAAGAGUUACGAUUUGGGACCUUGUCGAGUGACCUGUUGGCGAGACUCUCCGCACUCGUCAGCCGCGCGCUUGUGAGAAUCGCCAAGGAAGCGCAACGGCUGAGUUUACGCUAUGCCAAAUGCACCAAAUAUGAAAUUCAAAGUGCCAUCAAGAUGAUCCUAUCUUGGACAAUCUCGGUCAACUGCAUUACCGCAGCGCUCAGUGCACUGUCGAUGUAUAAUAUGAGCACCGAGGACAAAUUCAGUAGGGGCAAAUCGGAACGAUGCGGGCUCGUUUUCUCCGUCGGGAAGUUCUUCAGGUGGAUGGUUGAUAGUAGAGUCUCGGUCAGGGUCCACGAGCACGCUGCCAUCUACCUGACCGCAUGUAUGGAGAGUCUGUUCCGCGAGGUUUUUACACGUGUAUUGAAUAGUCCAGUGGUAGAGAGAGAUAACGGAAUACCGAAGUUCACGAUGGAAUCUUUUGAGCAAGCCAUCAAUAACGACUCCGAGUUAUGGGGCCUCCUUCAGCCGUAUCAGCACCUCAUCUGUGGGAAGAAUGCCAGUGGAAUCCUCAGUCUGCCGGACAGUUUAAGUCUUCAUAGGGACCAACAGCGUAAAGCAGGAGAAGGCCAUGCUUACAGCCAGUCUGAGCUACGGACCAUUGAACAGUCUCUGCUCGCCACACGUGUGGGGAGCAUUGCUGAACUCAGUGACCUUGUGUCCAGGGCAAUGCAUCACCUGCAGCCCCUGUCCAUUAAGAACCACAGUAAUGGCACUCCAAUCCAUCAGAAGAGCAGCUUCAUCCACUGGGAGCCUGAGGCCCUCUACACCCUCUGCUACUUCAUGCACUGCCCACAAAUUGAGUGGGAAAACCCCAACGUGGAGCCCUCCAAAGUGACCCUGCACACAGAAAGGCCGUUUCUAGUACUACCACCGCUCAUGGAGUGGAUCAGAGUGGCUGUAGCACAUGCGGAACAUCGCCGCAGCUACUCAGUGGACAGUGACGACGUACGGCAAGCGGCCAGACUCCUGCUGCCCGGGGUGGACUGUGAACCAAGGCAACUCAAGACGGAUGACUGUUUCUGUGUGUCACGGAAGCUGGAUGCUGCUUCCACGGAGGCCAAGUUUCUGCAGGACCUGGGUUUUCGCAUGCUGAACUGUGGCCGCACAGAUCUGGUUAGACAGGCUGUGAACCUGCUGGGGCCUGAUGGCAUUAACAGCAUGAGUGAACAGGGGAUGACCCCACUGAUGUACGCGUGUGUCCGUGGCGACGAGGCCAUGGUCCAGAUGCUUCUAGACGCUGGAGCAGACAUCAAUAGUGAGGUGCCAAACACAGUACACAAGCACCCCUCAGUCUUCCCCGAGACACGACAGUCCACGCCACUCACUUUCGCCGUGCUGCACGGACACGUGCCCGUGGUUCAGCUUCUCUUGGAUGCCAGAGCCAGUGUUGAAGGCUCUUUGCAGGAUGGCAUGGAGAACUACACAGAGACACCUUUGCAGUUAGCCUCAGCUGCAGGGAACUUUGAGCUAGUCUGUCUGUUGUUGGAGAGGGGGGCAGAUCCCAUGGUUGGAACAAUGUAUCGUAAUGGCAUCUCUACAGCACCACAUGGAGAUAUGAACUCUUUCAGCUUAGCAGCAGCACAUGGACACAGGAAUGUGUUCCGUAAGCUUCUGUCCCAUGCGGAAAAAGGGAAAGGAGAUGUUUUGUCUCUGGAGGAGAUCCUUGCUGAGGGUUCAGAGGCUGGGGAGAGGAGCUCCCUUCAGAUGGAGUCGGCACGCACGGGCAAAGCCAAACUCAAAGCCCUGAAAGAGGCCAUGUACCACAGCGCAGAGCACGGUCACGUCGACAUCACGUUGGACAUACGCAGCCUAGGAGUGCCGUGGACUUUACACACAUGGCUGGAGUCUCUCCGCACGUGUUUCCUGCAGCACAGACGCCCACUGAUCCAGGGCCUGCUGAAGGAGUUCAGCUGCAUUGAAGAGGAGGAGUACACGGAGGAGUUGAUUACACACGGCCUUCCUCUUAUGUUCCAGAUCCUCCGAGCCAGCAAGAAUGAGGUUAUCAGUCAGCAGCUGGCUGUGAUCUUCACUCAGUGUUAUGGCCCCUAUCCCAUCCCCAAACUCACAGAGAUCAAGAGGAAACAGACCUCACGCCUGGAUCCACACUUCUUGAAUAACAGGGAGAUGUCAGACGUGACAUUCUUGGUAGAAGGGAAACCAUUCUACGCCCACAAAGUGCUACUUUUCACUGCCUCCAACAGGUUUAAGUCCCUUCUUGCAAACAGACCAGCUGCUGAAAACACCUGUAUUGAAAUCAGCAAUGUGAAAUAUAACAUAUUUCAGCUGGUGAUGCAGUACCUGUACUGCGGUGGAACGGAGUCGCUGCACAUCAGAAACACAGAGAUUAUGGAUCUCCUCUCUGCUUCCAAGUUCUUCCAGCUGGAGGCGCUACAGAGGCACUGUGAGAUCAUUUGCUCAAAGAACAUUAACACAGAAACCUGUGUGGAGAUCUACCAACAUGCCAAAUUUCUGGAGGCUCCUGAGUUGGCGACUUAUAUAGAAGGCUACUUUUUGAAGAACAUGGUGGUACUGAUUGAGUUGGAGCCAUUCAAACAGCUGCUGUACAACACCCCCGUGGAAAGUUCCGGCUACGACGUUCUUCAGGACCUGGAGAAGACCCUGGCCACACGAAUUCACUCCAUCCAUCUGUCGUCCUCUAAGGGGUCCAUCGUCUGA